AUGAUAUUAGCAGCAGCUCUCAUUACCAGCAAAGCAAAGAAGUCUAGAAUGGUCCUCAUGUAUUUCAUUACUGAGGUGAUGGCUGGUACCAGCAGUGCAGAAGUGAAGGAAAAUCGCAACGUGGGCAACUUGGAGGCGAAGCCGCUGCCAUCCAGUGACCACUCAAGAGGAGGUGCAUCCAGCAUCAAGAGGAAAAGACCCUUAGAGGAAGGGAACAGUGGCCAUUUCUGCAAACUCCAACUGAUCUGGAAGAAACUCUCAUGGUCGGUGACACCAAAGAAUGCCCUAGUCCAACUCCAUGAACUGAAGCCAGGUUUACAGUACAAAAUGGUUUCUCAGACAGGACCAGUCCAUGCGCCUGUCUUUGCAGUAGCCGUAGAAGUUAAUGGAUUUACUUUUGAAGGCACAGGACCCACAAAAAAGAAGGCCAAGAUGAGAGCAGCAGAGUUAGCCCUGAAGUCUUUUGUCCAGUUCCCCAAUGCAUGCCAAGCACACUUUGCCAUGGGGAAUGGCAUCAGCCCAUCUACAGACUUUACCUCUGACCAAGCCGACUUCCCGGAUACUCUAUUCAAAGAGUUUGAACCAUCACCUCCAAGCGAUAACUUUUCCAGCUGCCAUCCAGUUAACACUGAAUUGCUCUCGACAGCUUAUCGACAGGGGAGGUUACUCUACCACAGGUUGGACUUGAUGGGCCAUGCGAACCCAAACAAGUCCAAGACAGCCUUCCAGGGAGAGAGAGAAAAGAACCCCGUGGUGGUGCUGAAUGAACUGCGCUCAGGACUGAGGUACAUCUGCCUUUCCGAGACAGUGGAGAAGCAGCAUGCCAAGAGCUUUGUGAUGGCAGUAAGAGUGGAUGGGAGGACAUUUGAAGGCUCAGGACGUAGUAAGAAGCUGGCCAAGGGCCAAGCAGCCCAGGCUGCUCUGCAGGCCCUCUUUAACAUUCGGCUGCCCAGCCACAUUCCCAGCAGGAGUAAAUGUAACCCUUUGCCACAGGAGUUUGCCGAUUCAGUGUACCAGCUGGUCACCCAGAAGUUUCAAGAGUUAACUGACAACCUGACUUCCAUGCAUGCCCGCCACAAAUCUCUGGCAGGAAUUGUCAUGACCAAAGGUUUGGAUGUUAGGCAUGCUCAGGUAAUUGCACUGUCAUCCGGCACCAAGUGCAUAAAUGGAGAAUACAUCAAUGACCAGGGACUCGUGGUCAAUGACUGCCAUGCUGAGAUUGUGGCAAGGAGAGCAUUUCUUUACUUCCUCUACUCACAGCUGGAGCUGCACCUCAGCAAACAGCGAGAGGACUCCGAGCGAUCCAUCUUCAUGCAGUUGAAAGAGGGAGGCUACAGGCUGAAAGAGAACAUCCUAUUUCAUCUAUAUGUGAGCACCUCUCCCUGCGGAGACGCACGCCUCAACUCUCCCUAUGAAAUCACAACCGACUUGAACAGCAGCAGGCCCAUCGUCAGAAAGUUCCGAGGACACCUACGAACGAAGAUAGAAUCAGGAGAAGGGACCAUCCCCGUCCGGUGUCACAAUGCUGUCCAAACAUGGGAUGGUGUGUUACUAGGCGAACAGCUUGUCACGAUGUCAUGCACAGACAAGAUUGCCAGAUGGAACAUUCUUGGGUUGCAAGGAGCUCUCCUCAGUCACUUCAUCGAGCCCAUCUACUUGCACAGCAUUGUGGUGGGAAGUCUACAUCACACUGGUCACCUUUCCAGGGUAAUGAGUCACAGAAUAGAAGAAAUCGGUCAGCUGCCAACUUCAUACCGGCAUAAUCGGCCACUCCUCAGUGGAGUGAGUCAUGCCGAGCUGCGCCAGCCAGGAAAAUCUCCUCAAUUCAGUGUGAACUGGAUUGUGGGCAAUACAGACCUCGAGGUUAUUAAUGCCACCACGGGGAAGAGAAAUUGUGGGAGCUCCUCCAGGCUCUGCAAACAUGUGCUCUCCGCCCGGUGGGCGAAACUUUAUGGAAAGCUGAGCACACGGAUACCAAGCCAUGGAGAUGCGCCAUCAGUGUACUGUGAGGCCAAGCUGGUGGCCCAGACUUACCAGUCUGUUAAACAGCAGCUGUUUAAAGCAUUUCAGAAAGCAGGUCUGGGCACCUGGGUGAGGAAACCCCCAGAGCAAGACCAAUUUCUACUAACUGUAUAA
Molecule: messenger RNA, 2136 nt
Organism: Gracilinanus agilis (Agile Gracile Mouse Opossum)
Lineage: Eukaryota; Metazoa; Chordata; Mammalia; Didelphimorphia; Didelphidae
Gene: ADARB2
Product: adenosine deaminase RNA specific B2 (inactive)
Exons: 9
Coding region: 1-2136 (711 amino acids)
Biological process (GO): adenosine to inosine editing; RNA processing
Cellular component (GO): nucleolus; cytoplasm
Molecular function (GO): tRNA-specific adenosine deaminase activity; double-stranded RNA binding; double-stranded RNA adenosine deaminase activity
Source: RefSeq, a predicted model, not a curated record